Molecule: messenger RNA, 1185 nt
Organism: Corylus avellana
Lineage: Eukaryota; Viridiplantae; Streptophyta; Magnoliopsida; Fagales; Betulaceae
Source: RefSeq, a predicted model, not a curated record
AUGGCAAUCUUUAAUAGUAGAGUCGGCAUGAUCCACAUGUUUCUUAUGUUUUCUCUUUACUUAUCAGUUUUUGGCUUUGUUGGAGUCAAAUCAUUGGGAAUAAACUAUGGUCGAGUAGGCAAUAAUUUGCCACAGCCGGAAAAGGUACUUGAUCUGCUUACAUCUCUUAAAAUUACAAAAAUAAGAAUUUAUGACACAAAUCCCAAAGUUUUGACUGCAUUCGCCAAUUCCAACAUUGAAUUGGUAGUCACGGUUGAAAAUGAGUUGCUCCCUCAGUUAAUGGAUCAAGUACAAGCCUUUCAAUGGGUUACCACCCAUAUCAAGCCGUAUUUUCCUGCCACUAGAAUUACCGGGAUCGCAGUAGGAAAUGAAAUAUUCACCCAGAAAGAUAAUACCCUAUUAGCGUCUCUUGUCCCAGCCAUGGUCAACAUUCAUGGUGCUCUAUUCCAGUUAGGAUUAGACUCAAAUAUUCAAGUUUCUACACCUAAUUCUAUAGAGGUUCUUGAAGAAUCAUAUCCGCCCUCGGCCGGGAUUUUCAAAAGCAACAUAUAUAGUACCAUGAUACCACUUCUACAGUUCUUGUGGAAAACCAAAGCUCCCUUUUGGAUCAACGCUUAUCCAUUUUUUGCUUAUAAGUACAACCCAAAUAGUAUUUCUCUGGAUUAUGUUCUCUUCCGUUCUACAACAAGAAUCAUAGACAACCACACCAACCUACAAUAUGACAAUAUGUUGUAUGCUCAAGUAGAUGCAGUCAUAUUUGCUAUUACUAGGAUGGGCUUUGGUGGAAUGGAUGUUCAAGUUUCUGAGACUGGUUGGCCAUCAAAAGGGGACCCCGAUGAAAUUGGUGCAACCUUAGAGAAUGCAGCUACUUACAAUGAGAAUUUGGUGAGACGGCAACUGGAAAAUGAAGGAACACCUUGGAGGCCUAAUAUAGGGCUUGAAGUUUAUUUAUUUGCUUUGUUCAAUGAGAAUUUGAAGCUUGGGCCAACAUCGGAAAGGAAUUAUGGUCUCUACCAACCUAAUGGAACCAUGUGUUACAAUGUAGGGCUCCCUGCCCUAUCAAGUAUGCCCAAUGGUCAUACUUCCUCUGCUGUAAAGGCAGCAAACAUGGAAUGUCAAAGCAUGGUGCACUCAAUGUUUGUCUCUUUGGUGAUCUUCCAAGUUUUCAUGAGAAGACCAUAUUAA